GUUUUCGGCCGAAUUCACGCACGCUUUAGAGAUAUAGCCCUUUAGAGAUCAGUGAGGUGAGUCGGUUUGACCUUGGUAGAUGUUUACGGUGAGGGAAGGUUGUUAUUGUGCGUGGAGCGGGCAAAGAUUGUCCUCGGCUGAAGGCUAGCCAGAGUCUAACCGCCGAGAUAUUGACCCGAUCUGCUUCACUGAAUCGCUGGCUAUAGCGCUCUACACAUAACAAGUCAACUUUAAGGGCCUCGGCAUAGCGCGGUAGCUUGCACAAGCAGUGAGAGGGAACAACAGGCUUUGACUGCCUAUACAUGAACACCCAGGCAGUUAGUCAGGCCCAAGACGCCCGAGCCAGCAGACACACGUGUGUGAUGGGAAAACACAGUUAAUACGUGGGCUACGAUGGUCCUUAGUAACUCGAUAUCCAGCGAGUUAAUUUCGCAAUUCUAAAUGGAAUGUACGCUCUGUCUGGGGGUUUACAGGUCGACUCGGAUUACGAAUUUCCUUUGAACACAUCAAGCGUGAAACGUACCAAGCCGUGCGUAGCAGAUGUGACUGUGUGUUUGCGAAGGAUUUCUGUCGUACAAGGCGCUCUGUUCGCCUGGGGUACAAUGAACCGAUCUCCACAGUUGCCGAGCUUCACCGUUGACGACCUAACCUUAAUGACACAGCACGAACAACGGAGUGUUUCCACUCAGCUCUGGGCGCAUCUCUAUGUACCGCCUGUUUAGCGUAACCGUCGAGUUUGUUUAUUUGGAUUGUUUACUUGUGUAUGCUCCUACAGGCAGCAAUCAUUCUUCUUGGACAUACAUCGUGUAAACUCAGCUGGCUGGAAACGGAGUUUAGCUACCAUUCCUCGGCUUGUUUUCCAUUUUGUAACAAGUGUCCGAGUGGAUGUCGGAUUACCUUUUGUGCUGAGCAGAAAAAAUGCCUCAUUCACGAGUAGCUGUUCCAUUUAACUGCGGUAUUCAGUGAGCCAGUGUUUUGAAGUUUUGAGCCCACGUGAGUUUCAAACACGGGAUUACCUAUGGCGCUCAGUUUCACACCGCAUCUACGAGGGCUUGUGACGGCUUUGUUUUUAGCCGCUCUGAUAAUAAUGGAGCCAAUGCUGACGACCGGAAUUAAGCUUUAUAAAGAUACCUCUUUCCCGGUGUUUAACAAAGUGAUGGGGCGGAAUAUAACAUGCGAUGCUCACAUUCCUGGAGAAUACCCUGGGCCCACGUGGACCUGCGCAGAUAUGAGGGUUGAUGGUUUGAGAGUAGCAUACGGCUAUCACCCUCGUGUCUCUGUCAGCGGUUUUUGUACAGACACCGGGGGCAGAGAAAACCUGGGUGCUAUAUGCAGGGGAUUGCUGUGGGCAAAUCAAAUCACAAAGACGUUUUGGGCAGCUUCGGUGUCUGAAGCGACCUGCGCCACGACGGAACAAAAGAGAGCGAUAGUGAUAGAAGAAGACCGAGACUUUUAUUGGAAAGACUUUAAAUCAGGUCGAGGCUGGAUGAUAACAAUUCACUGUACCACAAAACCGGAUGAGAAGUAGUCUCGUACAUUCUCGUCUGUCUCGCGUUUAAAUGCUAUCUAUCAUACAGUCUAGUCAGUUCAUCGGGCAGACAAAGCGUCUGAAGUUUCCUAUAACCAGCGGCGAACAGUGGUCCAAAACAAGUCAUUUCGGAUUGGUUCAUAGGUUUUUCGUAGAUUAACAUUGUAAAUGGGAGAACGGAAAAAUGUCCAUAAAUGUAAAGGAUCGCAGAUGCGUUUGACAGCCAGCGACUGCGUUCUUCACACAGCGCGGGCACUCAAGGCUCUAGGCGACACUGCAUUCCAGAAAAGAGUUCUGAAAGAUGGGCACUGCUCCUGUAUAGGUGUGGAACGACGUACUCGAGUCGUCAGCCCUAAGGCGCUCUUUGCAGCUCUGGAUUCUUAAAAGUCGAUGGGUUUUUCUUGCAGAGCUAUUAGUUUUACCGAGGACAUGUUAACAGCCUGACAGGACCACAGACGAAGCUUCAUUAACGGAACACUAACCUCUCCUGGAAGGAUCGAUUUGGAUAUAGGACAAGCUCAUAACUGGGACACAACAGGCGGUCUACAGGCAUUGUCAACCUGGGUGAGAUGCCAAUCUACAAAUUCCGGUCACUUUAAUAUCUAAAUAUUAAUUAGUCACGUGCCGAUGGAGGAGUGACCUUGUGAAACUGUUACCUUGUCUCAACAAAGACAACUAUCCAACAACUUUCCAAGCAAUUCUGUGAUACAAAUCAAACUUCUUUUGCGUAUUCGUGUUCUGACAAUAUGGUACACUCACGACAUAUGAUUUGAAUAUUUCUUUUAGUUCUGUGUCAGCAAAUUUGGAAAAUCCAGUAGCAAAUCCUUUAUAUGGCCAGUUAGGGAAAGAUCACUUGAAAUAGACUUGAUCUUUGCUUCGGCUUUUUGUUUUUGACCACUGUGUUAGUAGGCUGUUAAUUUUUGAGGACAGAAUCUCAACUUAGGCACGCCUCACAAAGUCGCGUUUGUUGAUAAAUGUUGGAGAAUAAGGAAGAUUUAGACUCAACACCAAAUGACAGGAGUGGGAACAUCUAUCGGGCCUUGUCUUUGAUCCUUCAAAUAGGAAAGGCGCGUUUAGCUUCAGAAUCGGAAAUUAGCCGCUUUAUUUCAUUAAGCUUGGUGUCCCUGAUGUUUCUGAUAUAAGGUCUUGUUGAUUUAGCAUUUGCAGUUUAAACCACUGCAUGAUUGAUGACGGCAACAACAUAUUUUUCUGGACACAAAGAUGCCACGUGUAGUUAAGGUAACUUCCUACCUAAACAAGACAAAUAUCUAUAUUGCUGGCUUUUUGCUCAACGGAAUAAAUGUUCACUUUUAAUCGGAUCAUGUUUUGAAUUUGAUUCGACUGCCUGGAUACAAGUUCAGCUCCCUCUUAGCUUCCUGUUGUCACAUAAAAUGAAAAGGAUGCCAGGCACCAAAUCAAUUGUAUAGCUGUUCACUGGCGAUAAGAGGCAGACGAACUUUUGAUAUUUUCUUAGCACUUCGAAAAUCAGUACAUUGAUUGGACAGAAUUGACUGAUAACACCAACAUAGUGCGAGUUGCCAUUAACCGAUGCAAGCCACGGCCAGGUUGAUUCGAGUAGAUUUGGGCAAAUUUGGAAACGGAGGAUAAUCUAUUGCAAGAGUUCAGUGUAUAUUGGCGUAUUCUAUACAAAUUCCCAAGAGCAACAGUGACUUAUCGGGAUAUCAUUUAAAUUCAUAAACCGAAUGACUUGUUUUCUUGAAUGAUAUUAGGUUAAUGAAUGGUGAAAUUGGAGGAAUUCAUGUGAAAAUGCUUGUGAGCGAAGCGAAAGUCAUUAUGAUGUUAUCGCAAAACUGCCUGGUGAUGUACUGGAAUAUGCUCAAGAUUUGUUUAACAUUUACGUUUUGUCAUGAAAUUUAUUAAUAUAUUCACAUCUCAUUAGUGUCCUUUGAUAUGAUCGAGUCCUGCCAUCGAUCGAGGUGAGAGAUUAUGUCGGUCGUGUCCGCUGAGGGCCACAGUGGUGGGGGAAAUGUCUGUUACAAAUGUGUGUCAUCUCCACUUUUGAAUAAGUCAUUGACAAUUCUUAUGCCAUGGUUGGUUGUUAUACACAUUAUUUUAUCACCUCAGUAUAAUUUUAAAUUCUAAAACGAGGUGAUAAUGGACGUGUUUUAAGUAUUUUGUCAGUUUACAUGAGUUAUAUGGUACUCAUUACGUGGGUGAAAAUGGCAUGGCAAAGUUGUUUCAAAUUAUGAAUAUUUGUUGAUAUAUGUUGAAAUCAGUGUUUGUACUGUGACAUAAUUUCCUUUUUCAUUACCAGCCACCUACCUUAAACACUUUAUUUCAUGUAUUCACCCUGAUUUUGAGGUUAACAUAUAAUGAUAUAUUGCCUGACUAUUACCUGGCAUGUUUGUUGGUGAACGGAAAUGUUACUAAAAAUAGUUCGUAAUACAAAGGUCAUGUUUAAAUGAACACUGAAAUGCAAUAACUGUCUUUCCUCUGAGUACCCUGCGUGCACCCUGCCAAUGCCUUAAUAGACUGUUAAUUUCCCUAGUAUGUGUUUUAAUACGUGUUCAGUCUUGGCCUGCUUUCUCUAUCAUAAAAACGCCAUAUUGCGUGACACUGCUCACUGUUCGUUUGGACGAGACAAUGUUGUUUUCACGUAGUUUAUCAAAGGUAGCCUAUGUCGGAUUAUUGUUAAUACAUGUAGUUAUCUUGGCCUGACAGUCUGUCCCAUGUUCACAACUUCGGUUACUGAGAUUCUCUUUGCAUUGAACUUCGUUGGCUGGGUACUAUUGUGCUCGAGACUUUUGAGCAUUUGCGUUUUUGUAGCGUUCAGUAACAAGGACAUUCUCUGAUUUAUUCUUGCCGAAAUGUGAUUUAAUUUUUAAUUAAUUAAAGAUUGAAUAUAUUUUAUAUGUAGUGAAGUUGAUUAAGUUUGUGUCCGUGUAACGUAGGUCGCAGGGGCGAAGUUGUUCAUUUAUUUAUACUUGGUAUCUGUUUCUAGAUCUGAUCCCGUGAAAUUAUCACGUGACGCAAAAUAACAAUGUGGAUGACAUAUGCAAUCUACGUCUUGUUCGUCUUACUAUUUAUAUAAACAAGAAAUAUUCCGAUGUACUUUUGCUCAAGGUGAUUACGUCAGAAGAGAACGAUUAUAACUGUGUUUUUAAUUAAUAAAUGGAGGUUU
Liolophura sinensis is the source of this 4670-nucleotide messenger RNA. RefSeq lists its product as uncharacterized. The record is from RefSeq and is a predicted model, not a curated record. NCBI's taxonomy places the organism in Eukaryota, Metazoa, Mollusca, Polyplacophora, Chitonida, Chitonidae. The transcript is spliced from 4 exons. The coding region runs from base 1019 to 1528 and encodes 169 amino acids.